UGGAUUUCGGAAAACAAAAUCAUAGUUCGAAUUUGACAUUCAGCAAUGGUAUCAAUAAUAUCAUUCGAGAACUGAAAUUCCAAGGAUAUACGUUGCCCUUCUCCAGAUUGAUGGAAAACUGGUCAUUCUUGAGUAUGGUCGCUUUCAGCUCCCUUACUUUCAAAUCACGCAUUAUUUUCAUUAGCAAGUUCGGAGGUCUUGCUUCUCCUACCUGCAGUGCAGCUGUUUUGAGCCCAAUUGCAGUCUUGAGUCGCGUUAGAAAAACAAGAAAUCUUCACGCGUUUGAAAAACAGGAAAUCCGGCUCUACAAGGAUUCGGUUCACUCCACUGCCACUUUGCUGCAUUUUGUAACUUCUUUCAUAUAUUUGACUCUGAAGUUUCUCAAAUUAAAAACAGUUUCAACAUUAAGGUGCAUUUCAUCUUCAUAUGUCAAUCCUGUUUUGAGAUGCAAGGGAGACAAGUAGCUUCUUUGCGAACCAUAAGGGUCACUCACAUCAAUUUUUAGAUAGGGGCACUAGAGAUAUGUAGCUAUUUUUGUCAGAGAGCAUUUCUUCAAAGAUGUCACUUACUCAAAGAGGACAAGAUCGAUGGCUUUUAUCAUAUUACUCCUUUGUAUCAUUUUGUAGCCUUAGAUUGGAAAAAGAAACAAUUGAAUGUUUGUUCAUACUUGGAGAUCCAUAAAGUUCCAUAGCUCCUCUCAUGCUCCUACAGUUGGAGGCAGUACAUAUUGCUUCCUAGAGUACUCUUUGACAAGAAAACUACAAGACUUGGAAUGCAAAUGAGAACCUCAUCAAUAAAGUUUUCUGUGAUAGAAUACACAUAUAGUUUGGUCUCAAACGAUAAGAAAGAUCUAUUUGAUAUGAACUAAAAGUGGAGCAAACUGGAAUGUUCUAAAUUAGGAGUUGGACUUAGUACAGUUGAGAGUCGAGACACAAAAGGACUUGAUUAAAGCUAAAUAUUUGAUUAUUGAAUCUACAUCUGAAUCUGAUGCAAUGUUCACCAAGUGCGGUGCAAAAUUCAUCUCGUGAUCCAAUAGAUGUAAUAUUCUCUAUUCGAGGGCAAUGGGAAGA
This is a messenger RNA of Cryptomeria japonica (Japanese cedar), 1070 nucleotides long. RefSeq lists its product as uncharacterized. The coding region runs from base 111 to 464 and encodes 117 amino acids. The record is from RefSeq and is a predicted model, not a curated record. Lineage: Eukaryota; Viridiplantae; Streptophyta; Pinopsida; Cupressales; Cupressaceae. The transcript is spliced from 3 exons.